AUGUCCGAGGAGGGCCGGCUGUCGCUGUCCGGGCCGGAGGUGAUCGAAACCGUUCGCGGCGUGGAAGAGUUUGAUUCCCGCGACCGCGCGCUGGCCCAGGUGCUGGUGCCCGAUGCCAUCGGGGCGUUCGCGCAGGCGGCAUUCGAUGCGCUGCUGGUGGACACCGCCAGCACCGAUGCCGAUGCCGCACUGAAUGCCCUGCAGGCACGUCAUGCCGCAUUGAAAGCACGCGUGCAGGCCUGGGGCGGAUGCCGCGAUGGUCUUGAGAUCUGGUCGCUGCUGGGCAUCACCGAACCCGAGCGGCUGCCGCUGCUGGACACCGACGACUUCCUCGCCGUCACCGCUGAUCGGAGGCCUGCCAUGAGCCUGCCCCUGCGCGCGCUGCUUGAUGCGCUGUUUCCGCGUGGCCACGCCGUUGCCGUGGAGGACUCGGUGCUGACCGGAACCGCCAGCACCGACGACGGCGAGGUGACCGUGAUCGGCACCGCCGACAAGCUCGAAGUGGGCGUGGACCACGCACUGGCACUGGCCGAAACCGUGCUGGCCAGCACCGCCGCACAUCCCCAUCGACCGAUCGUGAUGCUGGUCGACACCGCCGGCCAGCGCCUGGCACGCCGCGACGAACUGCUCGGCAUCAACGGCUGUUUCGCGCACCUGGCGCAGACGCUGGGAUCUGGCCCGCCGCCGUGGCGCCCGCCUGGUCACCCUGGUCUACGGUGA
This is a messenger RNA of Cylicocyclus nassatus, 720 nucleotides long. Lineage: Eukaryota; Metazoa; Nematoda; Chromadorea; Rhabditida; Strongylidae. The record is from the annotation of a GenBank genome assembly.